AAUAAAAUCCUAAUCGAAAUGUACAUAAUAUUACAUCCGGGCAUAUUUUUUGAUUUUUUAAAAUAUAUAAAACCUAGUUCAACCUACAGAUUAAGUAUUUCGUGAUAUAUUAUAAAAUAUCCUUAUAGAAAAUAAAGGUGCACUGCAGUCUCCAAUAGUCCGAUUGUAUCAAUAAAAUUCUGCGUGAUGAACAAAUUGAGAGCUGAAGAUUUUGUCAUUAACUUUGAAUUAAUGAAACGAUUCAGGUUCUAUGACAUAUUUAAACCGAAUGGUUCAAAGAUUUACCGGCUGUUAUUGCUUUAUUACGGAGUAUUUGUGAACUGCAUUGUUGUUUACAGUUCUUUAGGCUUUUUUGUCAAAAUGGAAGAUACUUUGAGUUACAGUGAUUAUUUUACAAUCAUAUUCGCUAUGAUUAGUAUUUUUUUAUGUUCUUGGAGGUUUUACAUUUUUUUAAGCAACGUUGAAAUAAUUUAUGACUUGUCCAACGUUACACGGUUUAAUUUUUUGAAGAGCAAAGAUUGUUGUAAAAAUAUAAAUAUACUUUGCGGCUAUAGAGACAGAGUGAUUAAAAUCACCAAUCACUUUUCCCUAUUCUCGCUAAUAGUGAUGUCACAGUGGAUACUAUUUGCUCUCGUAAGAAGUGCGUUCACAUCACCCGAAGACGAAAAUAUCCGUCAACAGAACAUUUUGAACUUACGUUUUCCUAUAUCUAUCCACACUUACAAUCAAUAUUAUUUCAUACUUUAUUUGACGGAAUUAGUAAUAUCAGUAUUUGUUGCGUACGUAAUGAUUUUGUCAGACAUAUUGUUAAUGUCUUGGUGUUGGAGUAUAAUUGCUCAACAGGAAGUCCUUAGUCAAGCGUUCAGAAAAAUCGGACUCGAAGACAACUCACAAAAAAUGUAUUAUGAAGAUUUUAAAUCAAUUUUGGUCGAUCAAAUACGACUUAAUCUGAAAAUUAAGUUAUUUUAUUCAGUUGUUCGUUCUGUUAUUUUAACAUACGCUGCUAUUAUGUCAACAUGUUUCAUAAUUUUAACUUAUGUGUUAAUCGUGGUUAGCUUCUCAAAGGAAUCACAUUCAAUUCUCGACAUUAUCAAGCUUGGAUCAUCAACUUCGUAUACAUGCGUACACUUAUUUUUAUAUUGUUAUUUAUUUGACAAUAUGAAUGUUAAAUUACAAUCUGUUAACACUAGGAUAUAUUCUUGUGAUUGGACGAGAAUGGAUGUAAAAUUUAAAAAGUUAUUACUUUUAACGAUGCAGAUGAAUAAUGCCAAUAAUUUAAUGAUAAAAGCUUCGCCGAAAAAAAUUGUUAACCUACAAUUAUUUGCUAACAUUGUAACGAUGUCUUACAACAUUGUUUCCGUCAUGCUGAAAACCACAGGUUAAAAAAAUCAAAUUUCCAGAUAGAUCUAAAUGUUCAAACGAUUAAUAAAUUAGGAAAUAAUUUAAUAUUGGUAGUAUAAAUAAUACUUGAUUUAAAAAA
Molecule: messenger RNA, 1480 nt
Organism: Melanaphis sacchari
Lineage: Eukaryota; Metazoa; Arthropoda; Insecta; Hemiptera; Aphididae
Exons: 8
Coding region: 187-1383 (398 amino acids)
Biological process (GO): sensory perception of smell; detection of chemical stimulus involved in sensory perception of smell
Cellular component (GO): plasma membrane
Molecular function (GO): odorant binding; olfactory receptor activity
Source: RefSeq, a predicted model, not a curated record